GUUUCAGUAGCCGGGUAAAACUUCACGAGCUGCCAUGCAGUGUCCUGUGUAAGAGUCUGAAGCGAUUGAGUGGACAAAUCUACUGUUAAGAGGCUCUUCUGAGAGAAACUGGUCGAUGAAGAGUGGCAAAAGGUAGGCGGACGAAUGGAUUAUAGGUCAGUUUUUUUGUUACUCUCUGUGUGUGGGCUGACUCGGGCCUUCACAAUGGAUUUGGACUAUGGAGGUGUACCCCUCUGGAUCAACCGUUUUCUAGGAGAGCCGAGCGUGUUGACUUUGAAAGACCGGAUAGAUCCAGGCUGGUAUCGGGCUGUGAACACACAAAGUUGUCCUUUGGAGUGCGACUGCCCAAUUCAGUGGCCGACAGCCAUUUAUUGUGACCACAGAGGCCUUAACCAGCUUCCCUCUGGCCUUCCCUUCCGCCUGCAGUACCUGUUCCUCCAAGGCAAUAAUAUUACUUCCCUUGGAUCCAGAGCGUUUGACAAUACCACCUACUUGCGCUGGUUGAUCUUGGACCACAAUCAACUAUUGAGUGAGCAACUUGAUAAUGUGUUGUUCUCCAGUCUGACCCGCUUGGUAAAUCUGUUCAUAAAUCAUAAUAACCUGACUAAAGUGCCAGCCGGACUGCCAAGCGGACUGAAACAGCUGCGACUCGCAUACAAUCACAUUGAAAAGAUUUCUGAAGGUGAUUUCCAAAAUCUGGACAGUUUGACGUUAAUUUUGUUACAAGGCAAUCGUCUGAAGACUAUCGAAGAGGGGGAUUUCAAAGGUCUUGGAGCCCUCAACCUCCUGGAUCUUAGUCACAACUUUCUGGACACUUUCCCCAAACAUCUGCCUCCAUCUGUCCAGCAGCUAUAUCUCUCCAACAACUCUCUGACUGGACUGUCUGAGAACAGCCUUCAUGGCUUCAGUGGACUUCGCUACCUACGACUCGGACACAACAAGCUGAGGAAUGAAAGGCUUGACCCUGGAGCCUUUAACCUUACGUCUCUGGUAGAGCUGGACCUUUCAUAUAACCGGCUGACAGAAAUCCCCUCAGUUCCAAUCACCCUUCAGUACCUCUACCUUGAGGUUAACCACAUCCAAGAGUUCAACGUGAGCAGUUUCUGCAGGACAGUCGGACCCACAUCAUAUUCACGUAUGAAGAUCCUGAGACUGGAUGGCAAUAAACUGGAGUAUCAUAAGUUGCCUCCUGACUGGGUCUUCUGUCUGCGUGUUCUCCAUAACAUUUACAUUUGAUCUAACAGAAGCAGCCACUCUGUCUUAAGCAGCUCUAGAUUUUACACCAUACAAGCAUGCAAAGCUAUAUCUUAAUAUACUGUAUAUUGCAUUAGGAAGUGUGCCAGCAUGCUAAACUACUCAAUGUUCAAGCUAAGGUGCUGAUAUUUUGAAUGCUCAUGUUGUAAAUGGUCUUGUACUCUAUUUGUACUGUAUAUGAGCAUACAUAUUUUGUGCAAAUCUUGUGCUUUAUCCUAGUGUUUAUGACACAUAUUCCAGGGGUAUAAUGAAAAAUAAACAGUUAUUCGAGC
Messenger RNA from Danio rerio (zebrafish), 1526 nucleotides. RefSeq names its product zgc:113307. Lineage: Eukaryota; Metazoa; Chordata; Actinopteri; Cypriniformes; Danionidae. The record is from RefSeq and is marked validated.